GGGCAGAAUUCAGAGUUGUUAUUAUUAAAGCAACUGGUACAUAUUUUUACCACUGGGUUUUUAAUGUGUUAAUAGAAAUCACAGAUACAAUGAAUUUUGUGGAGUUUAUUGCAAUUUUAAUUUGUUUCUGUCUUUCUCAAAUAAAUUAUAUGAAACUUCGCAACUUCUCGACGGAUUUCCUAAGUUAGACGUUCGGCGUAAUGCCGUGAUGCGUUAAACUCCUUCAGUUUAUCUUAUGACAAAUGUUUCGUGAUAAUAUUAAACAGUGUUCGUGAAAUUGUGAAGUGAAUGUUUGUGCAGAUCCGAGCGAUUAAUCACGCAACUUGCUGUCCGGAAGUAGAGAGACACAGCCCACAGCUUACUCGUGGUUCAUGCUCGGUCUUCUCGUUAUCAAGUCCGGUAUUCACGUUGCACCGGGAGACAUUACGCACUUCCUCGUAGAGAUUUGCUUUAAUUCCGUGAAAAUUAGGUUAAUUUUGCGUGUGUCCGAGCCUUUUCGCGAACCUGACUCGGAGGAUGGGCUUGAGGGCGUGCGGGAGAAGAGACACCAAUGUCCAGGAAGGUGAUGAUCCCGAAGAACCAUUAUUCCGGGAAGAAAGUUCAGGAACCUGUAAAAUCCGGCGACCAUGGCUCAGCCCCAAGUCGCCGUUCAACGCCAUCAUCAUCCCGUGGAUCCGCUGGCGAGGCAGGAGGGUUGGCCCACUUUACCCUUUGUCUAGGGAUCGAAUCCAGGAGCUCGACGGAGGUUUCUUCGAGAAGUUUGGGACCUUGCUGAAGGAGCAACACUCCCAGCAGGAGGAUGGCGACGGCCUGGCCUCCGUGCGCGAAGACGAGCAGCCCCGGAGCGUGGAGCUGCAGCUGGACAUUCCAGAGGAAACUGGAGAAGGCAGCCCUGCGAUGGCGCUCCAGGACAGCGACUCCGAGCCGGACGACGCGGACAAGCGCGAGUUCAUCACUGACGCAAUGGGCUGGAAUAUUGAAGAGCUGUACUCUGAGAUUCUUUACGAAAUCCUUCAUAUUGUUGGCUGCGACGCGGCUGCCGAGGAAGAACGCGCGCCUCUGUUUUGCUAUCUGCAAGAAGCCUUCAAGUUGGAUUACGAAAAACAUAAUCAGCUGCUAGAAAUGGCACGAGCGAAGGAGGCACCAAACAUUCUCUUAAAUGUUGAGGUCAUUGAAGCCAGAGAUUUGAGGCCAAAGGAUGCAAAUGGCUUAAGUGAUCCGUUCUGCACCCUCUUUCUUACGUCGUCCGUUGCUCAUCGCUACAACACUUCCGUCAAGCAGGAAACGUUGAAUCCCGUGUGGGAAGAACACUUCUCGUUGCCAGUGGAAAAUCCAGCAGAAGAUGUUCUCUACGUUGAAGUUUGGGACUUUGAUCCAGCAGAGACAGUUCGAGAGAAGAUGAUGAAGAUUGGAGAAGUGAAAGGGGUGAGAGGCCUGAGGAAACUCAUGAAGGAGAUAGCUGUUACUGCAUCCACAGGCAAACAUGACAAUGAACUGGUGGGCUGUGCUGCCCUACCUCUGAAGAAUAUCCCGGCUUCAGGUCAGACGCUGUGGUGCACGUUGGAAAAGAAGGGCAAAGCAAAAAAACAGGGAGAUGUGAAGAUCCAACUUUCCUUCAGUUCUGAGAAGAACUCGCAGGUUGCUUCUCAAGAACACAGACAUCUUCUUCGUCUUAUGUUACUACAUGAACUAGAAAAUUCAAAGGAAUGUGAUUUAGAAGAACCAGAUGGCAAGAUGUUUUCAAAAUGCAAAGUUGGAGUUGAACCUUUCCAGUGGAAUGGCAAGUUCUCCCAGUCCGCAGAGACAAUCCUGACCCAGCACCUUGUUCAGUGUGGACUGAGCACAGCGGUUGUAACUCUGGCACAGUGGGUAGAAUUUUCCAGUGUACAUGUGGACCACCCACUCAGCUUCAUCACUUUCUCUCUCCUGCUUCAGAAGCUGAUCAAACCGCUUCAGAAUGGACUCAUCACUGAUGAUGAGGAAAAGUUGUUCUGGGAAGCUGCAAAGAAGAUAUUGCCAUCUUGUUACAAUGGUAUCAGGAAAAUCCGGAAACUGACCCACAGUGAUAAAAGCACCCUCCAGCAGCUUUCUGCUAUUCUCAGUAUUUUGUCCCAGUUGGCAACACUACAACCUCCUGAAGGUACGAAUCUGUUUCCCCCUUCCAUAUAUGGUUGGCUCGCAGUCAGUGAAAAUGAACCAAACUGUGAUAUCAGAGCCACUUUGGAUGCGGCUGUGACUCAGGGAGCAGAGGAUUGGUUUUUCCACAUCUUGGAGAAUAAUAACUCUAACGAUCCUUCGGAAGAAGCGCAAUUGAACCACCUCAUACGAAUAAUACAACUUCUGAGAACGGAUCUACAAAAAGCAAUUGAAUUUCAUGAUAGAUUAUUCCAGCAAUACUUCAGAUUUUCUUAUGCAAAAACACUCUACAAAUUAUAUGAGUCCAAAGUUGCAGAAUUGGUUGAACCAGUGGUUACAGAAGUAUGUAAGUCAUUGAAGCCACUCAAGUUCAAUGACAGAGCAACAGAUGGAAUUUGCGAUAAUGAUCCCUUGUUGAUGGGCACAACGCUGUUUGAGCUGUAUCUCAUUGUUCAGAGAUUUGCAGUGCUUGGAACUGGUUUGUGUCCAGUGGACUCAGAUGUGUUCAACAUCCACAAUUUUCACCUCUGGUUUCAUGCAGGGGUGGCUCAGUGGCUAGAUAUUGCACUCUAUAAAGCCCUUCAGAGGAUAAAGAAGGCUGUGGAAAUAGAUAAUCUUGUGCCAGUUGAUGGCAGUGUCAAGUACAGCUCUUCAGCAGUUGAUACACUUGCUAUUUUUUACCAGAUAAAAAUAUUUUGGAAGCAGCUUGCCUGGCCAGACGUUGAAGGUUCCUAUACAUUUGUUGCUAAGAUUAUUGAUGAUAUUUGCCGGUGUUCGGUUUUCUACGCAGAUCAGAUGAGUGGUAAAGUGGAAGGAAUGGGAGAGAGUCAGAAUGUGUAUGAGAAGAAAUUUGAAGUGACGAAUGAGUGGUGUUUGGCCAUAAAUAAUAUUGAUUAUGUGCAACAGUCAAUUCAGCCUUUUGUUGGAGAACUGGGAAUGGAAGAGAUCGUAACAUCUCUUGCCAACUUCAGAAGUCAGACAGCAGCCGAUCAUUGUCAGAGGACGCUACAACUGGUCAUCGACAAUGCCGUCGAUACAGUUGGCAACAAAAUACUGGAACUUCUAGAAAAAGUUGCAGAAAAGAUGGCACCAGCAAUCAACAGGUUCUUGUUAGAGGGAGCUGAACUGCUGAAACAGGAAAACAACUGCGUGGAUCGGCUGAUGAAAUAUCUUGAUGAUAAUCUGUUGACACUCCAUUCACACCUCAACACAGAUAACUUCAGUCGUAUUCUUUCCAUCAUCUGGGAAAAUCUUUCACACACGAUGUAUGAACUUGUUGAAAGUAACCUAGAGAGGAGGAGACCACCAACUUUCUUCUUGAAUCUUCAUGAAACCUUAAAAAUAUUGGUGGGAUUUUUCAAGCAAGGUGAAGAGAAAAAUGAAACGAACAGUCCAGCGAUCCUGAAGCAGAUAGAACACUUGCUUUUGCUGCAUGGAAUGGAGACGUGGGAACUAAUCCAUCAGUACAACUUGGAGAGAAGAGAAGAGCAGAUAGCACUGGAACUGCCCAAUUUAGGUCUUCUUACAGUCAGAAUCCAAUUUGUUGAGGACCUUUUGAGGAUAGAAAUACUUAAUGCUAGGAACCUUCAUGCAAUGGAUGCCAAUGGCUCCUGUGAUCCUUAUGUGAAAGUUCACCUGCUACCAGAAGAGAAAUUCAGAACAGUAACAAAACCAAGGACUAAAACACACAAGAAAACGAUGUUCCCGCUAUUUGAUGAAAAUUUCACCCUACACCUAACGCCUGAGCAGCGACACCUCAAGAAUGGGCUGAUAAUGUUCACGGUUAAGGACCAAGACUUCCUGGGGAUGAAUGAGUUUCUUGGUGAAGCUUUUGUAUCAUUUUCUGAUGUUCCCAAGACUGAUAUGACAACUGGGCUUGAAGAGCUGGAGCAGGUUCAUUUGAAGCUCAGCAGACCAACGAAACAAGAUUCUGAAGCCUAUAGAGCUCUGGAGAAUCGGCAUGAUAAAUUAUCACGAGACUUCUUAAAAAAGGAAAAAGCAAAGUAUUCUUCUAGUUAAGAACGCAUACUUCAGUAAUUCCUUCAUUUGUUGUCCUUACUGAUGCAGUAUUUAUUUUGUAAUCAUAAUUCUCCUAAACUUUGUGCCUGUGAUUAAAUCAUUUCAUGCAACAAUAUUUUGUUCGUGACAACUAGACAGUAAUUCAAUCCGACAGCUGUACAUUAGUUUCCUCUGGUAGUGAGUGAAUUCCUUAAUUGUUCAAAGAUGGAGGAUUCCGUGUAAUAUUUACAACUAUAUUUUCUCUGACACUGCCUAAAUAUGUAUUACCUCGUUGACAUAUGAAUUUCGCCUUCUUUUGAGACAUCAGAAUUCGUUUUUUUAAAAUUAGUUCAUCGUAAUUUGCAGUCCCAGGUGAGAGAUGUAAUUUGUUCCAAAACUGACCAAGUUCGCUUAGAAUCAGUGAAAUGUUAUAAGCAGUGCUUAGUAAUUAAUCACAAAUUUUCCAUCUGAUGAUUGAAAGUACUUUCUAAAGUCCGGAAUGUUAAUUAAUAUUGGGCUGAAGUUUUUUGUUAUUGUAAGUUGAGCAAAGGAGUGAAGUUGCAUUUUGCUUCAUUUAACCUAACUAGAGAGAGAGGGCACAUUUUUUUUAGGUACAGUGUGAAGUAGGAGCGUGGUUAAUGUUGGUACCACUGAAGGUAGAAUUGGACUGCGUCCUGAAAGGAAUUAAUUUCUAAUAUUGCUCUGUUAGUAAUGUGGUGAGCUCGUUACAGGAUGUAAUUAUAUAUAAUUCUCAUAUAGAGUACUUUAUUAAUGAUAUUUAUUUUAUUGCUAGACGUACUUUGCUUCUCAGCUGUUCCUCCUUUUAUUUACAGUAUGUUAUAACUUAUUUUGUAUGGCUAGUUAGGUCAAAUGGUUAAAAUAUUUUCAAUAUUGCUUCUCUUACCUGUUGAUAUUUUGUGAUAAUAUUAUUGUGAGUAAAAUACUCAUUCGUCAUUCUCAGGUACUGGAUACAACGUUGCUUCAUUACUGAAAUUGAUUAUGAGGACUGCGUGCACUUAAAUAAAUACGAACUAAGGGCUGUACAUACUCUUAGAUAAAGUGGCAGAAUUAUUGUAAAAAUUGUAUACUGUACUGACUUAAGAAAAUGUGUGAAGCGUUUUUAUAAUGAGCGCUAAUUUAUUUAAGUCCCAUUGUCUUUCUGAUUUCCUGUUGCACACAGUAUGGUAUUGUUAAUUGAAAAUGUUGUGUUUAUUGAUAUGUAUGCUAGCAGCAUAAUAAACAAAAUUCAAUUAUGUUA
Zootermopsis nevadensis is the source of this 5392-nucleotide messenger RNA. RefSeq names its product C2 and C2B_Munc13-like domain-containing protein staccato (gene stac). NCBI's taxonomy places the organism in Eukaryota, Metazoa, Arthropoda, Insecta, Blattodea, Termopsidae. Gene Ontology annotation, cellular component: secretory vesicle. The record is from RefSeq and is a predicted model, not a curated record.